Messenger RNA from Cylindrotheca closterium, 450 nucleotides. The record is from the annotation of a GenBank genome assembly. NCBI's taxonomy places the organism in Eukaryota, Bacillariophyta, Bacillariophyceae, Bacillariales, Bacillariaceae.
AUGAGUCAUGAAAUGGAUGAUCGACGCAUCAUUUGCGAUGCAUCCAGAUUUCAAGAGCCAUACUGGCGGCACUCUGUGAUGUCGAAGAAACAAAAACUAAACAGCAGAAGCAGUACAGAAGCAAAACUGAUUGCUGUUGACGAUGUUGUCACAAUGAUGCUAUGGACAAAGGUGUUCAUGGAGUGGCAAGGGUAUCUGAUCAAGAAGAAUUUCUUGUAUCAGGAUAACAAAAGCGCAAUUUUACUGGAAGAGAAUGGUCCCAAGAGCGUGGGCAAAAGAAGCCGAGCUAUCAAUAUUCGUUAUUUCUUUAUCACGGAUCAAGUUGAGAAAGGAAAUGUUAAGAUCAAAUACUGUCCAACUGGCAAUAUGAUUGCGGAUUUCAUGACAAAGCCAUUGCAAGGUGAGAAGUUUUGCAAGUUCAGGGAUUGGAUUCUUGGUCCACAGGAAUAG